This is a messenger RNA of Monoraphidium neglectum, 258 nucleotides long. RefSeq lists its product as hypothetical. The transcript has a single exon. The record is from RefSeq and is a predicted model, not a curated record. Bases 1 to 258 code for a protein of 85 amino acids. Lineage: Eukaryota; Viridiplantae; Chlorophyta; Chlorophyceae; Sphaeropleales; Selenastraceae.
AUGCUCUCGCUCUCGCUGCCCCCCGGCGCCCGCGGCGGCGCCGCGCCGCGCGCGUGGGCGCUGUCGGGAUGGGGCAUCGUCGGCGCGGUGCCGGCGGCGCCUGCGGGCGAGCCGCUGUUCAGGAUAGAGACCAGCACCAGCUGGACGCACGGCGCGCGGCCGGGGGCAGCUGUGGGGCGACUACCUGUCAUGGGGGAGGAGAGGGGCGACGAGGACAACGCCGCCGUGGCGGUGGUCAAGGCGGCGUCGGUGUUUUGA